Molecule: messenger RNA, 3202 nt
Organism: Lagenorhynchus albirostris (white-beaked dolphin)
Lineage: Eukaryota; Metazoa; Chordata; Mammalia; Artiodactyla; Delphinidae
Gene: MCAM
Product: melanoma cell adhesion molecule
Exons: 17
Coding region: 44-2089 (681 amino acids)
Biological process (GO): angiogenesis
Cellular component (GO): plasma membrane
Source: RefSeq, a predicted model, not a curated record
CUGCGAGCUCCCUCACUUCGCUCUCGCCCUCCGGCCGGGAAGCAUGGGACGGUCCGGGCUCAUCUGCGCCUUCCUGAUCGCCGCCUGCUGCUGCUGUCGCCGCGCCGCGGGUGUGCCUGGAGAGGCUGAGCAGCCCGACCCGGAGCUGGUGGAGGUGGAAGUGGGCGGCACGGCCCUUCUGAAAUGUGGCCCCUCCCACUCCCCGGGCAACUUCAGCCACGCGGACUGGUUUUCUGUCCACAAGGAGAAGCCAACACUCAUCUUCCGCGUGCGUCAGGGCCAGGGCCAGAGCGAACCUGGGGAGUACCAGAAUCGGCUCAGCCUCCAGGACAAAGGGACUACUCUGGCCCUAACGGGCAUCACCCCCCACGAUGAGCGCAUCUUCCUGUGCCAGGGCAAGCGCCCUCGGUCCCAGGAGCACCGAAUCCAGCUCCGUGUCUACAAAGCUCCGGAGGAGCCACUUAUCCAGGUCAAUGCCUUGGGCAUUUCUGUGAACAGUGAGGAGCCUGGGGAGGUUGCCACCUGUGUGGGGAGGAAUGGGUACCCCCUUCCUCAAGUCACCUGGUACAAGAACAGCCAGUCCCUGAAGGAGGAGAAGAACCGGGUCCACAUCCAGUCGUCCCAGAUCGUGGAGUCGAGUGGUCUGUACACCUUGAGGAGCGUUCUGAAGGCACAGCUGACCAAGGAGGACAAAGAUGCCCAGUUUUACUGCGAGCUCAGCUAUCGGCUGCCCAGUGGGAACCACAUGAAGGAAUCUAGGGAGGUCACUGUCCCUGUUUUCUACCCGGCAGAGAGAGUGUGGCUGGAAGUGGAGCCUGAGGGGAUGCUGAAGGAGGGGGACCGCGUGGAGAUCAGGUGUCUGGCUGAUGGCAACCCCCCGCCCCACUUCAGCAUCGGCAAGCAGAACCUCAGCACCAGGGAGAUGGAGGAAGAGAGGACCGAUGACAACGGGGUCCUGGUCUUGGAGCCCGCCCGGAAGGAGCAUAGCGGCCUCUACGAAUGUCAGGGCCUGGACUUGGAAAGCACGGCAUCGCUGCUGAGCGACCAGCAGGAGCUGGUGGUGAACUAUGUGUCUGAAGUCCGGGUGAGCCCCGCAGCCCCCGAGAGCCAGGAGGGCAGCAGCCUCACCCUGACCUGUGAGGCAGAGAGUAACCAGGACCUUGAGUUCCAGUGGCUGAGAGAAAAGACAGGCAAGGUGUUGGCAAAGGGGCCUGUGCUCCAAUUACGCAACCUGAAACGGGAGGCAGGGGGAGGUUACCGCUGCGUGGCAUCUGUGCCCAGCGUUCCCGGCCUGAACCGCACCCAGCUCGUCAACGUGGCCAUUUUUGGGUCCCCGUGGAUGGCACUGAGGGAGAGGAAGAUGUGGGUGAAGGAGAACUCCGUGCUGAAUCUGUCCUGUGAGGCAUCAGGGCAUCCCCGGCCCAGCGUCGUCUGGAGCGUCGAUGGCACGGCCAGCGAACAGGACCAAGAUCCGCAGAGUGUCCUGAGCGUCCUGAAUGUCCUUGUGACCCCAGAGCUGUUGGAGACAGGUGCCGAGUGCGUGGCCUCCAACUCCCUGGGCAGAAACACCACCGUCAUUAUCCUGGAGCUGGACUCCAACAGAAGCACUAGCCUCAGCACCUCCACCGUCAGUCCCUAUGCUAGAGCCAACAGCACCUCCACAGAGAAAAAGCUGACAGAGCCCGAAAGCAAGGGUGUGGUCAUCGUGGCCGUGACCGUGUGUGUCCUGGUCCUGGCUGUGCUGGGCGCUGUCCUCUAUUUCUUCUACAAGAAGGGCAAGCUGCCGUGUGGACGGUCAGGCAAACAAGAGAUCACGCUGCCCCCGUCUCGUAAGGGCGAAUUUGUAGUUGAUGUUAAGUCAGAUAAGCUCCCAGAAGAGAUGGGCCUCCUUCAGGGCAGCAACGGUGACAAGAGGGCUCCAGGAGACCAGAUGGGGAGCCGGCCCCAUCUUGCCUUCCUAACACCACGCACAGACGAUAGGGCCAGGCAGGUGGCUGAGGGACCCCGAGAGAGGGUAGCUGCCAGGACUGAGAGCAAGACCCCGUCCCAUCACCAUUUCCUGAACAGAGCUGGCGGCUCACGUCACUAGGGAGAGAAAUACAUCGAUCUGAGGCACUAGCCCACCGAAUCGCACGGCGCUCCCUCCCCCGCCUGGAACAUUUCCUGUUCCCUGCUCACCUUCCUCCCCAGCACUCAGGAUGGUCACCACAGCCUCUAAAGUGGACAACACAGAAGACCCCCCUCCAGCUCACCUGCAGACCCCAUUUCAGAGGGCACACGGGCUAGGACCAGAGCUGUCCUGAGAAGGACCUCAUGUGGCCCUGGAGGCCCCCUCUUCAGGGACCUGUCCACCACUGUCUCAAUGUGUUGAGUGACGCUCAUGCCAAGGAGGGGGCCUCGGUAUCCCAGAAGCACACAGGAGAGUCUCUUGCAGAACUUGUUUCCUCUUUACACAUAUGGAUGUAAAUACCUGUCUUCUACCAGCAGCCGAAUUAGGGAGCCUAUUUAUCUUGAGCUGACUUCCUGCUCCACUGCUCCAGGGCUGGCUUCAUAAUUCAGCUGUAUCACUGAAGUAAGGAUGCGGUGAGCCCAGGCCUCUCUCUGCUGGUGACGUAUGUUGCUCACACCAGUUCUGGAGAGACCCCAGCAGUAUCUAGAAGCAGUUGCCAGCCUGCCUGCCUGCCUCUGGAGUCCCCUUUGCGACACUGUUUUCUUUCUCUGGGCAGAAGUCAGGACCUGGUGUCGUCCCUUAAAAGGUAUCCUGGGUGUAUCUCAUUGUCCCUGCAGUAAGGAAGCUGGGUGCCGCUUUCCAGAGUUAAGGCGACUGGGCCCAAGCCCCUGCAUUCAUUUGGCUCCCCUACCCUCUCAAGGAAUCACGUAAGACUGAAUUCUGGGGGUAGGGGUUGGAGAUGAGGUCCAGACUGUCCUUUACGAGGGUUAAGGCUAUAAAGUUAUAUUAGCAGCAGACUUCUACAGGCUGAGCUAAUGGGCCUAGACCUUAGAAGAAAGGCGCUAACGGGAGAAUGGUACUUGGAGAUGAGAAACGGGCCUGGCUAGAGCUUUGGGGUAUGUAUGUCUCUGCGUGUGUCUGUGCGUACGUGUGUGUGUAUAUAUAUGGUUUUGUUAGGUUGUAAAUUUGCAAAUUGUUUCCUUUUUAUAUAUGUGUAUAUAUAUGAAAAAUAAAGCUUAAUUGUCCCAGAAA